AUGGGCAUCGCGAUCAGCGCUGCCAUCGCUCUGGGCUACAGCAACAUCUUUGUGACGGCCCCAUCCCCCGAGAACCUGCGGACGCUGUUUGAGUUCCUGUUUAAGGGGUUGGACGCCCUGGAGUACAAGGAACACAUCGACUACGACUUGGUGGAGUCCACCAACCCAGCGCUGGGAAAGGCCAUCAUACGUGUGAAUGUGUUCAGGCACCAUCGACAGACCGUGCAGUACAUCCUGCCUCAGCAUCAUGCAAAGCUGAGUCAGGCUGAGUUGGUCGUCAUUGAUGAGGCAGCUGCGAUCCCACUGCCGAUCGUGAAGGCGCUGCUAGGGCCCUACCUCGUGUUCCUGUGCUCUACAGUUAAUGGAUAUGAGGGCACAGGGCGCAGCCUGUCCCUGAAGCUCAUCAGCCAGCUCAGAGAACAGGGCGCAAAGGCCUCAGGGGCUGAUGCAAAGGAAGGCGCCCUUGGGAGGACGCUCAGGGAGGUGACCCUGGAACAACCUAUAAGAUAUGCCCCGGGUGACCAUGUGGAGCGGUGGCUGAACAACCUGCUCUGCCUCGACUGUGCUGACGACGUCCCAAAGCCCCCACUUCGGCUGCCCCACCCAGACGAGUGUGAGCUCUUCUAUGUCGAGCGGGACACCCUCUUUUCCUAUCACAAGGCGUCUGAGGUGUUCCUGCGGCGCAUGGUGUCCCUGUACGUGGCCUCCCACUACAAGAACCAGCCCAACGAUCUGAUGCUGAUGAGCGAUGCCCCGGCGCAUCACCUGUUCGUUCUGCUUGGGCCAGUUGACGAAACGCAGAAUGCCCUCCCUGACAUCCUGUGCGUCCUGCAAGUGGCACUGGAGGGUCAGAUCUCAAGGAAGUUGGUAAUGUCGAGCAUGUCCCACGGCAGCAUCCCUCAGGGCGACCUCAUUCCCUGGAUAGUGGGCCAGCAGUUCCAAGACAGCGAGUUUCCAAGACUCUCUGGGGCGCGCAUCGUUCGCAUAGCAGUGCAUCCCGACCUGGGAAGAGCAGGAUAUGGCACAAAGGCCCUUGAACUUUUGUGCCGGUAUUACGAAGGAGAGAUUGUGAAUGUCCUGGACGAGAACGAUGAUGGCCCUUCUGCAGUAGCUGCAGAUACUGAUGGUCCUAGACAACAAAACGACCGGGAUCAGCAACAACCAGAGAAUGGUGAGGCUGGGCCAGGGCCUGGGUCCCAGCUUCUCUCUGAGGAACUUAAGCCACGCUCUGGACUGCCACCACUGCUUGUAAACCUGACAGACAGGCGUCCAGAGAAAUUGCACUACUUGGGUUCGUCCUUUGGACUGACCCUUCCUCUAUUCAAUUUUUGGAGGAAGUGUGGAUACCGGCCCCUCUACCUGAGGCAGACGCCCAGUGAGGUCACUGGAGAGCACACCAUCGUGGUGCUGAAGCCCCUGCAGUCACCAGACGUUGAAGGCACAAACUGGUUGGAGCCAUUUGUGGUGGACUUCAGGAAGCGUUUCAUUGCAUUGUUAGGCCGGAACUUCCGCACCAUGGAACCAGCAUUGGCACUAUCAAUACUGGCCCCAAAGCUUGUGUUCUCUGAACAAGAAUCCCAGGAAGGUAUCACAGGAGGCAUCACUGUGGCAGGAGUGGAUGGAGGAGGCCUGCUGCCACACGACCUCAAACGCCUGCAGUCGUACUCCAACAACUUGGUGGACCACCACAUGAUUCUGGACCUCGUUCCGGCCCUUGCGCGGGCAUACUUCUGUGGGAAGCUGCCAGCGACGCUGUCCCAUGGGCAGGCGGCCAUCCUCAUGGGCGUGGGCCUCCAACAGCUGGACAUCACAGAUGUGGAGAAGUCGCUCGGCCUGCCGUCAAAUCAAGUGCUGGCGCUGUUCAGCAAAUCGGUCCGAAAAUUGUACUCGUACCUGCUGGCGGCAAAGGAGGAAGGCGUUGGGCGGGAGCUGCCCAAGCCCAAGGAGAUCGUGCUCUUACCUCACGACAAAGAUGUCGAGGAGGAGCUGGAAGAGGCAGGUCGCCAGAUUCAGGGGGCCAUCCGUGCACAGCUACAACCGGAGGCCCUCCGUGAGUUCGCAAUAGAGGGAGGCGACGAGGAGUUCGGCGACGCGCUGAGCAAGGAUGGCCUGAAAGCGGGCAAGCUGGUGAGCAUCAAGAAGAGCGUCAAGGCAAGUGCGGGGUCUGCAAAAGAGGCGGGGGCGCACGGCGGCGAGCGCAAGAAGGGGGCCAAGAGGAAGAAGCUAGGGGGAAGUGGGAAGGGAAAGAAAAGGAGGCAGUGA
Molecule: messenger RNA, 2262 nt
Organism: Ostreobium quekettii
Lineage: Eukaryota; Viridiplantae; Chlorophyta; Ulvophyceae; Bryopsidales; Ostreobiaceae
Source: the annotation of a GenBank genome assembly